Periconia digitata is the source of this 5493-nucleotide messenger RNA. The record is from the annotation of a GenBank genome assembly. Lineage: Eukaryota; Fungi; Ascomycota; Dothideomycetes; Pleosporales; Periconiaceae.
CAAGAGCACGGGAAGCGCUCACUAAGAUACACACCAUCAUGGCGACUGCGCUGCAGAAACAGCUCGCAGCCAUCGCGGCGACGAGCACCCACCAGCUCGACCUCAAGGCGCAAAAGCUCGCCCACGGCAAAUCGCUGCUGUUUGAACCGCGCGUGGCCGCGUCGCAGUCCUUUGAGAACCUUUACCUGAUAUGCUACGAUGGCUACCGGGAUCUCUGCGCCCUGGACCCGCGCUUCACCCAGUUUUCGCGCAGUCUCUUCAGCGAACAGAGCAAAGUCGAGGAUCGCACACAGAUGACACAAAAAGAGAAUGAGUCCCUCAAUGGCGUUUUGGAGGCUUUUAUGACCAUGGUUGGUCCGCGCAUCUUGUUGAAACCUGCCGAGAAGGCCUUGGAAUGGCUGGUGCGACGGUUUAGGGUGCACGAGUACAACACAGAGACGCUGGUUCUUACUUACCUGCCUUACCACGACACCCCACAGUUCCUGGCCCUUCUAUCCAUAUUACCCCCCAACCCAUCCCACAACAUUCGCUUCCUCCACCCCUACAUCCAUUCCCCCACCAAUCCUCCGCGCAAGACCAUCGUCUACACUGCCGUCAAUACCCCCGCCUUCUUCGAUGCCUUCCAGAACUAUGUCAUCAAAGUUCUCAAAGCCCGCCACCAAGGACCCAGCCUGCUGUCUUUCUGGUCCAGUGUGACCACACAAGCGAUUGACGGCAUAUUAGAUCAGUCCAAAUCGGGACGGAGGGAGGUUCAAGAUCAGAAAAUUGAGAACGCUUUGUUGCGUAUCCUCCCCGUGCUCAACGCAUGCAUGCGAGCAUCGAGCGGUCCAGAGGCUGUCACGGCAUGCUACAUGAUUGUCGUCGUGCUCGUCACCAAGGGACUAUUUGAGGAUAAGGUCCUCGAUUCCCUCAUGGAAGCAGUUAUUCGAAGCCAGGCACCAGAGACUUUGGACGCCUGCCUUAUGUGCCUGGCUAUUAUUGCUGAAGAACGAUCCGAGGCCCAGUUUCCAUCCGCCGUCGCCAAACGAGUGAUGAGGAUUCCAAACUUGGACAGCACGCUGGUCACCCUGGCGUCGCGCUGUCGUGUCGAUCGCCUCACAUUAGCAUCUUCCCUUGCCGCCCUCGACGGGAUCGCAGGUUCAGAAGAGAAGCAGAAGCUGCUCCGAGACCUCUUAGACUCGCGCCUGUUGGGUGACUCCCACAUCGCCAUUGUCCUCACCGCACUGCUGCAAGUAGUUCGCCAAAGCGAAGCAGGGUCGGCUGAUCACGCUCAUUUGAUUGACUAUGUAUCUCGACUGGGCGAGGAAUCUGCUAUCUCUCAGGUCAUGGUAGCAGCUGCAAAGAAAAGUGGUCUAGAUCUCGAAUCACUUGGCCUGGCUCUGGGAUCCUCGAUUGAACAGGAAGAGCACAAGCUUUUGAGCGACGAAGAUGCCAAAAUGGAAGAUGCAGAGGACCAGACCAUAGAUGCUCCAAUUGUGCUUCUACCGGCCAUAUCGGAGGUCAGUUUCCUCGAAUCGGAAAACCAGGAAGCGUUCGAAACAACGUUCGCGGCUUUCCAGCAGGCCGUCGCAUCCAGCCAAACAGCAAGCUUUCUGAGCUCGGCCAGUCUUCAACAAGGAAAGGCCCUCCAAACCCCUCUCCAUCUCACAUUUCUGGCCCGAGCUUGGUGCAGCCCAUCUUUACCGGCCCCCCGCGUAACAGCACUGCGAUCAGCGACGUCGCUAAUCAAGUCGUCCGAGACUUCUGUCGAUUUGCAAAAUCUCAUUCCUUACUUGCUGUGUGCACUUUCAGAUCCCGCUCCAGCAAUCAGACGUUCGGCGACUGCACUCGUCGCUCAAAUUUCCGCGAAAGCCAAGGAUGCCAAAUCCAACACGCCGGUGUGGGGUUCCUCCCAACUGUAUGGUAAAGAAUCUAAGGUCCCACAACUUUCCAAAGAGCAAUCGAGCAGCCUCAUUUCUGUCCUUGUACCUAUGCUCGAAGAGUGCGCUAUGGAUCCCCGUUUCGUCAUCGCGUCUCUACGGGAUGUUCUUGAAGGCACAAAAACAUCGUUGAAGUCUACACUAAAAGGCCCCAUCCUCGCUUUCCUGGGUGCUCAUACCACUACAACUCCGUUGCUUGCUGUCCGUCUGCGACUCCUUCCACUAUUCAACUUCACAGGAAAGACCUCCGCCAAUGUUCGCACAAACAGUAUUCUGCCAGCUGUGCGAGCUUGGUUCUCGAUGUCUGCCGCAGAUGCCACGACAAAAUGCGCAAAUCAGCAAAUCAGUGUCUCUGAUGCAGAUCGACAUCACGUGGCUGCGCUAUUGGCCAAGGAGGCAGACAGCGCCGCUACGAUCAAGGACAGCAUAUCUGGAAAGCUCAGUAAAGAUAGGAUGGAGCUGCUAGAAGCCGUUUUUGGUUGGCUCAACACCAACUGGUCGUCAUUGCGAUCCGAGUCCCGACUAUCAUUGAGCCAGACUCUGCUGGAUAUCGCCCUUAGCGAAAGCACCACCGGUUUCAACGGGUCGAGUAGAGGCCAUGCGCUGGAAACGCUUCGAAAUGUCAAACUGGACACAGCCACCCUUGGAAUGUUCCUUGACAGCGUUCCAUCUGCUGUACAAAUGCCAGAAGAGCCUCCCGCCAAGAAGCGGAGGCGGACCAGUCGCAAUGAGAUGGUCAGAGCUGACGCCACAACGCCAGAAGAGGUUUCGAGGCUUCUCCGAAGACUCACUCUGGUGCUCGAGCUGAUCGAAGGAUCUAACCCUAGCGAACAUCCGGAGUUGUUCAAGAGUUUGUUCGCUAUCCUCGGCGAUUUACAGCCGCUUCGACAGCAAUCCGGCUCAGAGCUCGUUUACUUACAAGGACUCAUUUUGGGCUCGCUCACACCUAUGGUGAAUCAGAUCAAGACCCAGAAAGACGCUGGCGAAUACCAAGCGUCUGUCCGGGCUGACCUCCUCGUUGAUUGCAUCCGGCACUCCGCCAGCCCACAAGUGCAGAACGCGGCCCUUAUGCUCAUAUCUUCCCUGGCCUCAUGGGUUCCCGACGUCAUUCUUCACAACUUGAUGCCCAUAUUUACGUUCAUAGGAUCGACGUUACUUCGGCAGCAAGAUGAAUACUCCGCGCAUGUUGUGGAUCAGACAAUCUCCCGCGUUGUGCCUCAGCUGGCCACUUCCCUAAGACAGAAGCAGAAGAACUUCCUCUCUGGUGUUGCCGAUCUGCUUCUGAGUUUCACUGCUGCUUUCGAGCACAUCCCCGAACCCCGGAGACUGAAGCUUUUUGCCGAACUCGCGCGCACUUUGGGUCCCGAGGAUGCUCUCUCUGCCAUUCUCGCGUUAUUGGUCGAUAGGUACCCCAACAGCAAGGUUCAGCGAAGAUUCUCUGUCGAAUUGCUGCUCGUUUUCGAUCCUAUCGUCAGUUUACAGACUAUCAAGGGUUACUUGGACCUUGUUGAGGAUGCAAGUGGCUCGAAGCGUACAGUGGCCGACACAUUGUUCAGCCUGAACGAAAAGCAGCCAGGACAGAUCGAGGGCGUGUUGACUAAUCUCCUUUCAUCGCUGGCUGACCUGGCAGCAGACGAGCGACUCAUCUCACACGUUGCCAAAGCAUUCAAGCGGAGAUCCGAUCCUUCCCCGCCGCGGAAACUCUUUGCCAAUAUUGUCGAAUCCACUAUUCGUCUUUCCAAGGUGGUAGCACGCCAACAGAAAGUGUACCAGUGCUGUAGCCGCGUACUCGGACGCUGUCUUAAUCUCCUACCAACCGCAGACCUUGUCAAGUCUGCUGAAUUGUUGCUUGCGAAUGCCGAUCACGAGGUGCAAAUUGCAGCGAUCCGAAGUGUGGAGAUACGAACCAGUGCUGUACUGUCAGGCGACAAGACGUCUGUUACGUCACUAGUGGCGUUCUUGCCGCUUCUCGACGAGACCCUACAGAAAACUUCCAACCUUGAUGUCAAGCGAAUUGUCUUGAGUUGUAUCGAAAGUAUUGUCGGUCGAUUCGGAAAGCGAGAUCCUUCCGCUGUAGCAACCAUUGCCCAGACUGUCUCAGGUCCCAAAUCACUAUCCAGCGAUGAUGACCAAGUUCGAAUUUUGUCUUUGCUCUGUCUCACUUCUGUUAUUGAUGUAUUGGAGGAUGAGGCGAUUUCGCUUCUUCCCACAGUGCUGCCUGCUGCGUGCGAUUACCUCGGCAAAGCCAUUGAAGAUGAGAACGAAGGACUCCACAACGCAGUCUAUGCCCUGCUCACCAACACGGUACACCGACUGGGUUUCAUGUUCUCGCGAGAAUACCUUAUUCCAGUGCUCAAACUGUCGCAGCAGUCGGCUGUGGGUGGCCUGGAAGACGCUUGUGACGAAGAGCGUACACAGUUUUACCAGAGCAUUUCGCGAAAUCUCGAGCCUCAAGAAGUUUUUACCGCUGCUAGGGCCACGUGGACGGAUGCGAUUGCGCAAGGCUCCGAGGCACUGACUGAGCAGCUCAACUUGGUCCAAUCCACGAUUGAAGCCAAGACCAAAUCUCAAUUGGUCAAAUCCAGCUCCACGCUCUUCAGCCUCUUCCUCGAAGCCUUCAAGUUGCGCGAUGCAGUGUCAGAGAAGAGCGACGAUUUUGAUGAUGACGAAGUUGAACAAAUGGAAGAGUCCCUUGUGCAAGCAGUCAUUUCAAUGACCCUAAAGCUGAAUGACGCCACAUUCCGACCCUUCUUCGCGCAGCUAGUUGAAUCUUUUGCCUCCAACUCCCUAACCUUCUACAAAUUCCUCGGCGCCUUCUUCGACAGAUUCAAGUCCAUCGUCACAAGCUACUCUAGCUACAUUCUAGACCCAGCAUCCACCCUCCUCACAACCCUCGCCGACCCCUCCCAACCCAACGAACCUCUCCAAGCGGCCCUUCUCACCGCUCUCCAAAACACCUUCGACAACGACCAAGACGCUUUCUGGCAAUCCCCCUCCCAUCUCUCCACCAUUCUCACCCCUCUUCUCUCGCAUCUAACGAUCCCCCCAACCGACACCAACCCUCUUAAAACCCACACUAUCCCCACCAUCACAUCCCUCGCCGCGACGCUUCCCUCAUCUACGGACGCACAUCGCGAUAUUAACGGCGUAUUGUUGAAGUACAUGCGCGACGAGAACCCACAUACGCGGUUCGCGGCUGUGGCGUGCCAAAGAGCACUUACGGAACGACUUGGCGAAGAAUGGUUGGGCUUGUUACCUGAGAUGCUGCCGUUUAUCAGCGAGGCUAGGGAGGACGAUGAUGAAGCUGUCGAGAGGGAGACUGCCAAGUGGAUCGCGGAUGUUGAAAAAGCGCUAGGUGAGGAUUUGGAAGCCAUGCUUGUUUAAGUUCCUAGAUGCACGGCAAAUUCCCCACGUGUAUGUGAAUGGAAAUCAGCUUUCUUUUUGUAAAUCUCGGGCUUAGUGAGAAUCUAGAAAAAUUACGUGUUUUAUGUUCAGUUCAGUCUCGUCCUCGCUGAUAUGUGUGCCUUUUUUUUUGGUAGUGUGUUGAUCGUGUGUGAAACCUUGCACGUGGAAC